Coturnix japonica (Japanese quail) is the source of this 1622-nucleotide messenger RNA. RefSeq names its product deltex E3 ubiquitin ligase 4 (gene DTX4). Gene Ontology annotation, biological process: astrocyte activation; Notch signaling pathway; protein ubiquitination. Gene Ontology annotation, molecular function: growth factor activity; zinc ion binding; cytokine activity. Gene Ontology annotation, cellular component: axon. NCBI's taxonomy places the organism in Eukaryota, Metazoa, Chordata, Aves, Galliformes, Phasianidae. The record is from RefSeq and is a predicted model, not a curated record.
GCUGGGGUGGAAGCAGAGUGCUUCAGUCGGACCUCACAGCUUUCCAGAGCAGAGGGAGAGCCCCAGAGAAGAGCAGUGGAGUCCUUGCGGCAGCGUUUUAGCAGGAGGAUGAGAGGCGGGAAUCUGCAGCGUCGUGCCAGGCCCCAGGCGCGGAAGAGGGGGAGAGCUGGGCCAGCGGACGCGUGAGCGGAGCUCCCGGCUGGAAUGCACCAGCUCAGCAAGGGAUUGUCCUCCCUGGGCCGCGCGGGCACUGCGCCGUGAGCCUGGGACGGCGCCUGGGCCAUGGCGGCGGCAGACACCCCUUCAGCCACCCUCCGGCACCACGACCUGUGCAGCCGCGGCAUCCGCCUGGCCAGGAAGAUGCGCUCGGAUGUCACUGACCUCCUGGACAUCUACGUGCAGCGGCAGGGCCUGGAUGCCUCCAUCAGCGUGGCAGCGGUGGAUGGGGUGCCGGCAGCGGCAGCGGAGCGCUGGGCCGAGCAGACGGGCACCCAGCGCCUCCUGGACAACCUGGCAGCCUACCGGGCUUUCCGCUCACUGCUGGCACAGAUGCUGGAGGAGCAGCGGGAGCAGCUGGGAGAUGCCGAUGCUGAGCUGGGCCCGGCGCUGGCGGCUGUUCUGCUGCAGGUCUCGGCCUUCACCUACCACCUGGAGGAGCUGCUGGAGCUGGAGAGCCGCGGGGCCCCUGCUGAGGAGGGCUCGGAGCCCCCCGCACCCCCACGCCUCAGCCUCUUUGAGCAGAAGCUGCGGGGCCUGGGGGUGCUGCGGGAGCUGGCCCAGUGGGCCGUCAGGUCGGUGCGGGACCUGCGGCAGCUCGCCAAGCACGGCCCGGGCAGCGGCGCAGCACUGGGUCUGCCUGAGAGCCAGUGAUGGCAGUGUGUGGAUGGGGCUUAGCUGGGGGGGCCAUCCCUGUGCAGGGCUGCUGACGGGCAUGGGGACUUCAGGGAGUGGGGGGGCCCAUGCUACUAACCCAGGGACCUUCUGCUUCCUAAUGGGCCCAUUUCCCUGCGAUGGAAAGUGAGGCACAGGGGUGGAACUCGCAGUGAGGUGGGCUUUGUGGAUGACUUGCAGUUCUGCUAUGGCCUGGAAGCCAUGACCCCCAGUGUGCUGUGCAGGGACGGCCUGUUCUGUGGGGCCAGGUUGCUACCUGGCUCCUGGUGGCCGGGUGAUGCUUCUGGAUGAGGGGAGCUGCCUCGGGGUUAUUGCAGAGGUGAGAGUGACGUGGAAGCAUCACCUGGUGAAAGGUGGCUUAGGAAUUGUUCCCCCUCUGCAAGGCCUGUAUUGCCUCCUUCAGGUGCUCCCUUUUUUCUCUGUUCCUGCACAGCUCCCACCCUGCCUGUGUGUUCUGUGUGCUGAAUUUCUGCUCUGACCGCUUGGGGUCUUUCUCAGGAGGGGGGUGGGAUUUUGAGCUGGAUGGCAUCUAUCAGCUGGUCGGACAGGGUAUAGAGAGGGUAUUUAUACAGGAGGCUGUCUCGAAAGACCCUCUGCCAGGGACUUUGUGCCUCUUGAGGCUGUUCUAAGAUUGGAGAGGGAGAAGCAAACAGCCCCAGACACUGUCGGCCACUGUUUUCUCCCUGCGUGGCUGUGGUGGAUGCUGAGCAAAUAAAGCAUCUGGAGAGACA